AUGAAUUCUAUGCGUGAUCAAACCGGGAGCCCUUAUGGAGAUUCAACAACUCCUCGUAGUCCGUUUUCACCAUUUUCAAAUCUUGCAGAUUCCAAAACACCACGUAGUCCUUUCUCUCCUUUUUCUCCAUUAUCUGGAGACGAAAGGCCCAAAAGCUUUCAGGAAGUCCUUACCAGCUCUGGCACAUUAGAUCCAUCAUCCCCUGGAUCAAUGCACCAUGGAGGACACAAGUUUCAUGAGGUUUUCCAAAUGAAACAGGGCCGUUAUGAUCUUCACGCCUCCAAGAUCUCCGAAAUGAUGAAAUCCAAUAGCUUAGAUAAUGCUCCUACGCAGUCACUUCUAAGCGUUGUGAAUGGAAUUCUUGACGAAAGCAUUGAAAGAAAGAACGGUGAAAUCCCUCAGCGAGUGGCUUGCCUGUUGAGGAAAGUCGUGCAAGAGAUUGAGCGACGCAUCUCAACUCAAGCUGAGCAUCUAAGAACGCAAAACAACAUUUUCAAAACUCGUGAGGAAAAGUACCAGUCAAGAAUCAAAGUCCUUGAAGCCUUAGCAUCAGGAAGUGGUGAAGAACAUGAGACAGAGAAGGCAAAAUGGGAAGAACAAUGGAAGAGCGAAGAGGAAGAUAUGGCCAAGCUAUCGAAAGAAAACGAUCAGUUCAACAUAGAAAUCUCCGCGUUAAGGCAAGAACUAGAGACAACUAAGAAAGCAUACGAACAGCAAUGCUCUAAGAUGGAGACUCAAACGAUGGCUGCAACAACAGGACUUGAGAGCAAGCUCAAGGAGCUUGAACUAUCUGGCAAAGAGGCAAACACUGCGAAAACCGCUCUUGAGGAAAGGGUCAACGAGCUUGAACAAAUGGGGAAAGAUGCAAACUCUGCUAAAAUGACUCUUGAGGAAAAGAUCAAAGAGCUUCAAGAAAUGGAAAAGGAAACAAGAACUGCUAAUACAAGCCUUGAAGGAAAGAUACAAGAGCUUGAACAGAACAUUAUCAGCUGGAAGAAUAAAGUCAAAGAGAUGGAGGAAAAAUCUGAGUCCAAUCUCCAACGUUGGAGUCAGAAGGAAGUUUCUUACAGAAAUUUUAUUGAUCACCAGUCUCAGGCACUACAGGAAUUGAGGUCUUAUUCAAGAUCCAUCAAGCAAGAAAUAUCGAAGGUUCAAGAGAACUAUACGGAACAAUUCAGCCAAUUAGGAAAGAAACUCAUUGAACUUAGCAAUGCUGCUGAAAACUAUCACGCUGUACUAACCGAAAACCGGAAGCUUUUCAACGAGCUUCAAGAGCUAAAAGGAAACAUAAGAGUGUUUUGCCGGGUGAGACCUUUCCUUCCUUCACAAGGUGCACCAAACACAGUGGUCGAGUACGUUGGCGACGACGGUGAAUUGGUAGUUACCAAUCCCACUAGACUUGGAAAAGACGGUCUUCGCCAGUUUAGGUUCAAUAAGGUUUAUAGUCCAAGUGCUACUCAAGCUGAUGUCUUUACGGACAUAAAGCCCUUGGUUCGGUCAGUACUUGAUGGAUUCAAUGUUUGUAUAUUUGCAUAUGGACAGACAGGAUCAGGAAAGACUUAUACAAUGACUGGUCCAGAUGACUCAAGUGAAGAGGAUUGGGGAGUUAAUUACCGAGCUCUCAAUGAUCUCUUCAAAAUCUCUCAAUCACGAAAAGGAAACAUAAAUUAUGAAGUUGGUGUGCAAAUGGUGGAGAUAUACAAUGAACAAUGUGUAGCCAUUCUUUUUUUGGUUUGCCUUGACCUGCACACACUAGGGAUCCUUUCUACAACUUCACAAAACGGUCUGGCUGUUCCAGAUGCAAGCAUGUUUCCAGUGACAUCAACCUCAGAUGUGAUUACAUUGAUGGACAUUGGACUACAAAACCGAGCCGUUGGCUCUACUGCCUUGAAUGAAAGAAGUAGUCGCUCUCACAGCAUUGUCACUGUUCACGUUCGCGGCACAGAUACGAAGACCGGUUCUGUGUUAUACGGAAAUCUUCAUUUGGUGGAUUUGGCAGGAAGUGAGAGAGUAGAUCGCUCUGAAGUUAAAGGAGACAGACUUAGAGAAGCACAACAUAUAAACAAAUCUUUGUCUUCUCUUGGAGAUGUGAUCUUCUCUUUAGCUUCAAAGAGUUCUCAUAUACCAUACAGAAACAGCAAGCUAACACAAAUACUCCAAAGCUCUCUUGGAGGACGAGCAAAAACCCUAAUGUUUGUGCAACUCAAUCCUGACGCUACUUCAUAUUCAGAGUCAAUGAGUACGUUGAAAUUCGCAGAACGUGUCUCUGGGGUCGAACUUGGUGCUGCAAAGAGUAGUAAAGAUGGUAAAGAUGUUCGAGACUUAAUGGAACAGUUAGCGUCCCUUAAGGACACGAUAGCGAGAAAAGACGAAGAGAUAGAGAGGCUUCAGUCGGCAAAGGACGUUCAACAUCCUCAGAGAGUUCAGAAACCAAUGUUGAGGAGAAAGAGUUUUGGACAAACCGAUGACAUAAACUCGGAUACAUCAAUGGAAGACUCGAGGUCGUUUCAACAGUCAAGACAUUCUCUUACCGAUGGAGAGAGCUUCACGUCCUCCGUCGAAGGAGAGUACGAGGAGAGGUUGAGCGAGGCUACCUCUGAUGUUGCUUCUGUCGGAACUCAAGGAUCACCCAUGGAUGCUGCUAAAAGACCACCCAAGAUUUCAGAAAGAGCUAAGUCAACGACUUCAAGGUCUACGAGUAUAACACGACCGCUCGAUAAACUUCGGAAAGUUGCUACAAGAACAACAUCGACUGUUGCUAAGGUUACGUCGGGCUUGUCAUCAUCAAGCAUUAAGAAGACAGGUGGUGCUUCUAGUUUGGCAAAGUCUUCUAAACGGUGGGCGUAA
Microthlaspi erraticum is the source of this 2847-nucleotide messenger RNA. Lineage: Eukaryota; Viridiplantae; Streptophyta; Magnoliopsida; Brassicales; Brassicaceae. The record is from the annotation of a GenBank genome assembly.